Drosophila busckii is the source of this 1073-nucleotide messenger RNA. RefSeq names its product ubiquitin-conjugating enzyme E2-22 kDa (gene Ubc4). The transcript has 3 exons. Gene Ontology annotation, molecular function: protein binding; ubiquitin conjugating enzyme activity. NCBI's taxonomy places the organism in Eukaryota, Metazoa, Arthropoda, Insecta, Diptera, Drosophilidae. The record is from RefSeq and is a predicted model, not a curated record. Gene Ontology annotation, cellular component: nucleus. The coding region runs from base 235 to 834 and encodes 199 amino acids. Gene Ontology annotation, biological process: protein polyubiquitination; proteasome-mediated ubiquitin-dependent protein catabolic process.
AACAACAUGUGCCUAGCAAAUUGAAGUGUAGAAGUAAAAAAAAUUAAAAAUUGAAAAUUUUAAAGCGUUUUAGAUUGUUUUUGCCUCCUGUCAGUAACAACAAUAAAUAUAAGCAUUUCCGUUUCAACGACAAAACGAACGCGUUCUUUACGCAACCAAAGCACAAACGCAACAGCAAAUACCGUCGACAACUGCAAGCAGUAACAAAGCAACAACAACUACACAGGCCCAAUCAUGGCGAAUAUGGCUGUAUCACGUAUCAAGCGCGAAUUUAAAGAAGUAAUGCGCAGUGAAGAGAUCGUGCAGUGCUCGAUUAAGAUUGAACUUAUCAAUGACAGCUGGACAGAGUUGCGUGGUGAGAUAGCUGGCCCACCAGACACACCUUACGAAGGCGGCAAAUUUGUGCUUGAGAUCAAAGUUCCCGAGACAUAUCCAUUCAAUCCCCCAAAAGUGCGUUUCAUGACACGCAUUUGGCAUCCCAAUAUUUCAUCAGUGACUGGCGCCAUUUGCCUGGAUAUAUUGAAGGAUAACUGGGCCGCUGCCAUGACCUUGCGUACUGUGUUAUUAUCGCUACAGGCAUUGUUGGCCGCCGCCGAGCCAGAUGAUCCGCAGGACGCUGUUGUCGCCUAUCAGUUCAAGGACAAGCAUGACCUGUUUUUGCUCACUGCCCGGCAUUGGACAAAUGCCUAUGCUGGUGGCCCGCACACGUUUCCGGAUUGUGAUUCCAAAAUUCAGCGUCUCAAAGAUAUGGGAAUCGACGAGCAUGAUGCGCGCGCUGUUCUAUCCAAAGAGAAUUGGAAUCUGGAAAAGGCGACUGAAUGCUUAUUCAGUUAGCUUCAGUCAGCAGUAAAGAACAUGGAGUAGAUAAAGUAGUAGCAGCAGCAGCAGUCGCAACAACAACAACAACAGUAAAUUCAAUAACUCAAUUCAAAAUUUUAGUGCUGCUAUAAGCAGCUGCUACCCCCAACAGGCAGGCACCACAAUCACAAGUAUCCACUUAUUUGUCAUAUUAUUUCUUUUGCAAUUAGAGUAAUCAUUUAUUUGCACAACAGCAUUUGUUUAAAUUUCUCUUU